Talaromyces proteolyticus is the source of this 876-nucleotide messenger RNA. RefSeq names its product putative LaeA-like methyltransferase. The record is from RefSeq and is a predicted model, not a curated record. The transcript has 4 exons. Bases 1 to 876 code for a protein of 291 amino acids. NCBI's taxonomy places the organism in Eukaryota, Fungi, Ascomycota, Eurotiomycetes, Eurotiales, Trichocomaceae.
AUGACAGCUGUGCCAGAAAACGAGUAUUAUCUCCUUGGUCGGAAUUCUGUAGAGACACAACGUCUCGAUGAGCAGCACAAUUUUCUCACCGAUCUUUGCGGCGGUAGUCUUAUUUCAAAGUCUAUAUCGGAGGAUAAAAUCUUCUCUAUUGCUGAUGUAGCAACUGGGACUGGCGUCUGGCUUCGUGAUGUUAAAGCACACCUUGAUUCCACCCACCCAACAGGUCCGUCAAAACCACGCUACUACCAUGGCUUCGAUCUCUCCGAUGCCCAGUACCCAACUAACCAGGGCUUGGAUGGCAUUAACUAUUCAUUGCAUGACUGUCUAAAACCAUUCCCCGUGGAACAUCAUAACCGAUAUGACCUCGUGCAUGUCCGGCUGCUGGUUGCUGCCAUCAAGGAAACCGAGUUCAAACUCAUUGUAGCCAAUCUCAAACCCUUACUAAAGCGCGGUGGCUAUCUUCAGUGGGAAGACCUAGACUUAAAGUCCUUCCUCACUUCCCACGAACCCAAAUACGACUCUUUCCCAACCAUACAAACCCUACGCCUGUGCAUAGAAACACAGAUCGGAUACGAUGCAAGCCCGCACGUCCCCGAGACCGUUGCGGAUGCAGCUCGGGAAAAUGGGUUUGCUGAUGUUAUCCAUAUCCUAUACAAUACGAAAGAUCGCCCAGAGAUGGCGGAGCAGGUGUUGAAUUGGGUGAGCAAGGUGAUGGCUCCAUUGCUUAGGGCUAUCCUAGGACGCACCGGGAGGGCGAAGAAUGAGGAGGAUUUGCAGGCGCACACUCAGAGUCAUUUGGAUGGGUUGCGUACGUCGUUUGAGCGAGGGUUGGCGCCAAAUGGGGCUAUGGGGAUGGUUAUAGCGAGGAAGGAGUAG